AGACAGACAGAGAGAGACGGAGAGAGAGACGGAGAGAGAGACGGAGAGAGAGACGGAGAGAGAGAGAAGAUGACCAUCAACAAGCUGACUAAAGGAGGAGCUCAGAGGGAGCAGCUGUAUUGCCUCAGAAAGAUGGAGAGAGUGAUCGUAGCGAUGCAGGAUCCUGACAUGGGGAUGAAGAUGAGAAACCAGAGACUCCUCAUCACCAUUAUACCACACGCCAUGACCGGUAAUGAUGUCAUUGGGUGGCUGAUUCAGAAAUACAACAUAACAGAGGAAGAGGCGGGCCACCUGGGAGGACUCCUGGUGCAGUAUGGGUACAUCUAUCCUCUGAAGGAGCCGCGCUCUCUACUACUGAGAUCUGAUGACUCUCCUUACCGCUUCCAGGCUCCAUAUUUCUGGACCAGUAGCCGUUGGCCUGCCUCAGAGCUGGACUAUGCGAUCUAUCUGGCGAAGAAGAACAUCAGGAAACAGGGAGAGUUGGUGGACUAUGAGAAGGAGAACUACAGCAUCCUGCACAAGAGGAUUAACCACACCUGGGACUUUGUAGUGAUGCAGGCUAGGGAACAGCUCAGAGCCUCUAAGCAGAGAAAGAAGUCUGACCGUAUUGUUCUGGAGUGUCAGGAACAAGCCUACUGGCUGAUCAACAAACCAUGUCCAGGGGCGUUUGACGUGUUGGAUCUAGGACCUGAGAGAUGCAACGUCCUCAGCUCCCGAGUCACACUGAACGCUGAGCACUACAAGAGAGAGAUUGAACACAGUAGAAGAGCUCUGGGGAGAAACCGUGUCAAGUCCUCUAUCUGUCUUGAGAGCUUCAUGAAGUACAGUGAGCAGUACCUCCACCAUGACCCCAUCAUGUUAGGCUGUCUCCCUAGCAACCCCUGGAUAUCUGACGACACCUCACACUGGACCAUCAACACUGACAUGGUGGAAACUCCAACCAGGCUGAGAGUGGAGCGCUGGAGUUUCAGCUUCAUGGAACUUCUGAACGACUCGAUAGGAAGAAGAGAGUUUAUGAUCUACCUGGAGAAAGAAUUCAGUG
Coregonus clupeaformis (lake whitefish) is the source of this 1042-nucleotide messenger RNA. RefSeq names its product regulator of G-protein signaling 11-like. Gene Ontology annotation, biological process: G protein-coupled receptor signaling pathway; intracellular signal transduction; regulation of G protein-coupled receptor signaling pathway. The annotation marks the transcript as partial. The record is from RefSeq and is a predicted model, not a curated record. The transcript is spliced from 13 exons. NCBI's taxonomy places the organism in Eukaryota, Metazoa, Chordata, Actinopteri, Salmoniformes, Salmonidae.